Molecule: messenger RNA, 1536 nt
Organism: Chenopodium quinoa (quinoa)
Lineage: Eukaryota; Viridiplantae; Streptophyta; Magnoliopsida; Caryophyllales; Amaranthaceae
Product: zinc finger AN1 and C2H2 domain-containing stress-associated protein 11-like
Exons: 2
Coding region: 375-1226 (283 amino acids)
Cellular component (GO): cytoplasm
Molecular function (GO): zinc ion binding
Source: RefSeq, a predicted model, not a curated record
ACUCAAAACAAAAAAACAAUGUCAAACAAGCCCUAAACUUCCUGUUUAAUAAUGGGACAAGGGGAGUGUAGUCUCGUUAGAAUGUUAGGUGCUCGACACCAAAAGGUAAUCUAAAAAAAAAAAGGGUUGACUUGUUCUUGUUUAGCAGUUAAAUCAAGACUUUUCAUCUCUCCUCUUUCUAAUUCCUCUCCGUCUUCACGCGGAAUCCAGGAAUUCACGCCGGAGUUAACUGACUCCCGAUUUCCGCCGACUUCAUCUCUUCUACUUCAUAAGUUCCAAUAAAAAAACCUUUUAAAUCCAAACAUUCAAUUUCCAAUUCCUUCAUUUUCUUGUCCAAAUUUAACAAAGUAAUUAAGAAAAAAGUUUCACAAAAAAUGGGAACUCCGGCAUUCCCAAAUCUGGGUAAACAUUGCUCCGUUGAUGAUUGUAAACAGAUUGAUUUCCUCCCUUUUACCUGCGACCGCUGCGACCAGGUAUAUUGCCUUCAGCAUAGAAGCUAUAAGCAGCACCGAUGUCCACAUGGUGACAACCAAGGUGUAACUGUUGUCAUUUGCCCACUUUGUGCCAAAGGAGUUCGCCUGAAACCUGACGAAGAUCCAAAUAUUACUUGGGAAUCUCAUGUUAACACCAUCUGUGACCCAAAAAAUUACGAGAAAGUAACUAAGAAGAGGAAAUGCCCUGUUGUUGGUUGUAAGGAAAUCCUCGUGUUCUCCAAUACUGUCAAAUGCAAGGAUUGCAGCACAGAUCACUGCUUAAAACAUCGAUUUGGGCCAGACCAUAAGUGUCCUGGGCCCCCCAAAUCCAACACUGGAUUCCCAUUCAUGGGUCUCUUGACCAGCAGUAGUAGAAAAGAAGUGCCACGGCCUAAGGCUCCAGUCCAAUCAACCUCAUCAGUAUGGUCUCGAUUUGUUAAUGCAGCUGAAACAGGCAUGGCAAAGUUGAGUAAUGAUUUUAACCAGGUACUUCAGGUAGGCCAAGGUAGUAAAAGUAGCUCAAAUAGUGGUGGAUCAGGUGGACAGGAAGUGUGCCCACAGUGUAACGCGAGGUUUUCAUCAGUUACUGCACUUGUGGAGCAUGUGCAGAAAGCGCAUGAAAAAAGUAAUAAUCGCAUGGGUGUUAGGAAGUCAACAAUUGAUGCAUGCCCUAAAUGCAGCAGAGGAUUUACUGAUCCUGUUGCCCUUGUUGAGCAUGUUGAGAAGGAACAUGGUGGCACUUCAAGGGCUUGAAAAGGCUCUUUCUUUCUUUCAUUAUCUUGAUGUUGAUCUGGUCAAGUCUGCCUGAGUAGAUGUAAAAUUGUUAAUUUAGUGAUUUAUUCUGUUCUUGGGUGUCCCUUUAGGACUGGAGAAACACAGUCCACUGAUUAAUUUUGUACUGAUAUCUGAAAGAAGUUUGACUUCAUCAAUUCUUUUUUUUUUUACAAAGUUGAAAUGUACGUUGAACGGUCAGAUUGGAAUUUAGUGUGAAUUAUACUAUACAAGUGCUCGAAAUUUUCUAGCUGUAAAUGAAGUCUGCUCUGUAUUAUGUCCUCUUACUUCA